Drosophila willistoni is the source of this 1655-nucleotide messenger RNA. It is a transcript of the gene DIP-gamma, whose product is annotated as lachesin. The transcript has 10 exons. Lineage: Eukaryota; Metazoa; Arthropoda; Insecta; Diptera; Drosophilidae. The record is from RefSeq and is a predicted model, not a curated record. The coding region runs from base 275 to 1486 and encodes 403 amino acids. Gene Ontology annotation, cellular component: neuron projection.
CAGCAGCAGCAGCAGCAACAACAACAACAACAACAACGACAACGAACAGCAGUGGAAAAUCUCAAAUACGCGGUAAAUAGAAAUUGAAAUCGAAAAUAGAAAUUCAAAUGCAAAUCGAAAAAGCCAUGAAAUAACAAAAAGAACCGCAACAACAAAAAUAUCUGAGCAGAGGCAAUAGCAGCAACAACAACAACAGCAGCAGCUGCAGUAAAUAACAAUCAGGAAAAACAAAACCGCGUCAACAACAGCAACAACAAAAAACAACAGGACCAUAAUGGAGGUCCUGCAAUUGGCCUUGUUUGUCAUUUUGAUAAUAGCCAAUUGCACAGCCCAAAACCAGCAUCACGAGUUAAAUUCACAAUUGGAUCCCGAUCCGGAAUUCAUUGGAUUCAUCAAUAAUGUUACAUAUCCAGCUGGUCGUGAGGCUAUUUUGGCCUGUUCUGUACGCAAUUUGGGCAAAAAUAAGGUGGGCUGGUUAAGGGCUUCCGAUCAGACGGUGUUGGCAUUGCAAGGACGUGUGGUUACCCACAAUGCCCGCAUAAGUGUAAUGCAUCAGGAUAUGCAUACUUGGAAAUUGAAAAUUAGUAAAUUGCGUGAAAGUGAUCGAGGGUGUUAUAUGUGCCAGAUAAAUACAAGUCCGAUGAAGAAGCAAGUCGGUUGCAUUGAUGUACAAGUGCCGCCGGAUAUCAUUAAUGAAGAGUCAUCCGCUGACCUGGCCGUGCAGGAGGGUGAGGAUGCCACGCUUACCUGCAAGGCCACAGGUAAUCCCCAACCUCGUGUCAUAUGGCGACGAGAGGAUGGCGAAAUGAUACUCAUCCGCAAGACGGGCAGUCGGGAGCUAAUGAAGUUGGAAUCCUAUAAUGGCUCCUCGCUCAGAUUGCUGCGUUUGGAGCGGCGGCAGAUGGGUGCAUAUCUGUGCAUAGCCUCCAAUGAUGUCCCACCGGCAGUGAGCAAACGAGUCUCCCUCAGUGUGCAAUUUGCACCAAUGGUGCGUGCACCAAGCCAAUUGCUGGGCACUCCUCUCGGCUCUGAUGUGCAGCUCGAAUGCCAGGUGGAGGCCUCACCCUCGCCUGUGUCCUAUUGGCUAAAGGGGGCACGGACUUCGAAUGGAUUUGCCAGUGUGUCCACGGCCAGCCUUGAAUCUGGUUCACCUGGACCAGAAAUGCUGCUCGAUGGGCCCAAAUAUGGCAUCACAGAGAAACGAGAUGGCUAUCGCGGAGUCAUGCUGCUGGUGGUCCGUUCCUUUUCCCCCUCCGAUGUGGGUACCUAUCACUGUGUCAGCACAAAUUCGCUGGGACGAGCCGAAGGCACUUUGCGGCUAUAUGAAAUCAAGCUUCAUCCGGGCGCCUCGUCCAGCAACGAUGAUCAUCUGAAUUACAUAGGAGGACUCGAGGAGGCGGCACGCAAUGCGGCAACAAGGACCACAUACACGUGGCUCACGUGGUUAUCGCUGCUGUCACUUUGGGCACUGGCGAGAGGAGCGUGAUAUCAAAAUUGAGCUGGAGUCGGCAAUCAAGUAUUCCUACAGAUUCCCUCUGUAAACACACAUCAAAACACACACGACGCCUAUGUUUAUAUUGUUUCAUUUUUCGGUUCGGGUAAAUGAUAAAAUGCAAAAACACAAAACACAAAAAACCCCCCAAAAAAAAAAAAGA